Messenger RNA from Peronospora farinosa, 2226 nucleotides. The record is from the annotation of a GenBank genome assembly. Lineage: Eukaryota; Oomycota; Peronosporomycetes; Peronosporales; Peronosporaceae.
AUGCGAUUCUCAAUGCCAACAGCCGUAGAGCGUGUGCCCGAGACAUCGGCCGCUAAUGGCGACCAGGAACAGGAAGUAGAGGAAGCGCUACUGCGAUUGGCAGCACGUAUGAAACAAAAUGUUGCCACGGGCGAUCGUCGUCGUCAUUUGUUUAAGAAAUAUCGGGAUUGUUUUACGGGAAUGGAAGCCGUGGACUGGAUGCUUGAGCAAAUGGAAGCCAAGAGUGUAGCAGAAGCUGUACGGAAAGGUCAAGGUCUGUUGUCUCAUCAUUAUAUUGAAAAGGUGGAGAAGGAGAUCAAGUUUGAGUACAAUAAGAAGAAAUUUUAUCGAUUUACGGCCACGACGCCGGAAUUUGUACAAGCUGUUGAGCGUCCAUUGCCCAGUGCUACGCUCGACUUGCCAUUGAGUGCUGCGGCACGACGACGGGCCCUUGCGGCGUUGAUUGGUGGCUUUGUGGCCGAUGCAGCUUCCACUUCCCUCAAUGGCGUCUCUCAUCCAGAGAAGACGAUUCCUAAUCUCUUGCGUCUGGACUUUGAUCCAGCCUUUUGUGGUCUCUAUGGCACAAACGACGGCAAUGACAAGAAAGGGGGACGAGCAAGAAUGGAGUCGUCCACGGGCUUUGAAGCUCGCAUUUUACUGCAAUGCAUUGCACGACGAGGGCACAUUCAUGGCUCACAGUUGGCCAAAGAUGCGUAUUGGGGAUUUAAGAACGACCAUCGACUGCUCAGUGCGUCGUCGAGAUCGUUCAUCAAGCGGGUACAUUCUGGCAAGGGAUGGCCGCACUGUGCCGUCAAGUGCCGCUCGAUUGACGUCCUGUCGUUGAUCCCGAUUGUGGUGGCGCUCUAUGCUGGUACCAAUCAGUUGUUUACUAAAGUGGAUGAGCUCGUGAAGGUGUUUUACGUUGGCACCCGCGUCCGUGAUGCAGCACUGGUGGCCGCUUUUGUUCUGGAGCAGGUGAUUCUUGGAGCUUCUGUUUUACAGGCGAUGCGUAUGAGCAUCCGCACGGAACGACUCAGUGUCAAGCAGCGAAAGGUCAUUUUCAAGGCCUUCACAAAGUCACAGCUACCGAGUUACGAAGCUAUUCAGAAGUUUGGCAAUCGAGGUUCGCUGCCUGGUGGCUUUCACGCGGUGCUGCAGCCGCUUUUUGUGUUGAAUGACUACCCCACUGCUGUCCGCGAGAACAUAAUUGGAGGCGGGCGUACUUGUCGCCGUGCCAUGUUUAUUGGUGCUUGCUUUGCUGCCCAGGACGGCCUGGACGUCAUCCCAGAAGAGUGGAUUCAGAAGACACAGUAUUUUGAUUUCAUCGAAGCGGAUGCCAGCAGUCUUGUGAGGCGCCGUGAGGCGCAAGGUUCUUUUACCGAUGACGAUGAGGAAGACCGUCUUUCCGCCUACGUAGAUUACGGUCCAAGGUCAUCGAUGUCUUCGUCCCGUCACAUUGAGUGUGUGGAGUCAUCUCACCGUAACAGUAACCCUCUUGUCGCGUCAUCCUUAAACAUUAACGGUGAAGCGCAAGACAUUGCGUCUGAAAUGCCGCCUGAGGGAAUAUCAUCAAUGUCACGUCGCUCCUCCGGUCCUAUCCGUCUUCGCUCGAACAGCUACGCGUCCUCGGGUGGUCUUUCAUCGCCGCGCUCGAUUGCAUCUAACUUUUCGUACGCAUCGCAGACCACUACGGCCUCGAGCGUGCGCUCCGUCAUCGAUCUUGGAGAUAUGGACAAGUUUUACCAGAGUGGUGUGGGCAAUGCCCUUCACACAUCAUCUACUCCGCGCUCGAGCGGCGGUACCGAUGGGCGCUUGAGUUUUGAGAUGCAAAAAUUCUUCCAGGCCUAUGGUGCAGCUGCUGCUCGCGGGCCUCGGAGUUCUUACGAAAAAAACGGCUCGUACGGCAGCGGGUCCUCAACCGUGCGCUCUAGUGAUCUGAAUCAAUUGCGUCCAAGCGACAUGGCUACGUAUCAUCGCCGGAGCUCUGCGUCUGCACGCCGGAGUGAUCACCGUAACGACAUGCGUCACAGUUACGUCGCGAGCUCGCGUCGCAGUGACACCAACCUCAUGUACCAACCCCGAUACUCCGGCAAAGUGUCUCGUAUCAGCGACCCCAACGCUUUCUAUCGCCGGUCAUCGUCCACACCUGCGUACGCGCCCGAGACUGAGCGAUCUGAAGACGUCGUACUGGCUCAUCGCGUAUCACUUGAUGACGACCAGCGCGUGAGUCUACACGCUAUCCUCUAG